Messenger RNA from Zymoseptoria tritici IPO323, 2712 nucleotides. RefSeq lists its product as uncharacterized. Bases 1 to 2712 code for a protein of 903 amino acids. NCBI's taxonomy places the organism in Eukaryota, Fungi, Ascomycota, Dothideomycetes, Mycosphaerellales, Mycosphaerellaceae. The record is from RefSeq and is a predicted model, not a curated record. Gene Ontology annotation, molecular function: microtubule binding. The transcript has a single exon.
AUGUCUAUUGAAUUGGGAAGAGGUGUGAAGCGCGCUGCGCGACAAGAGCAGGACAAUGAUCGGUCAUCGAAUGCGCUCUUCAAUUUUGGCAACGACAACAGCAUGUACGAUCUCUCUCCCGCACAACCUCCUCGCCAAGCACCUGCACAGCGCCAUUCCGAAGGUCUUCUCCGGAAGGACGCUACAAUUCGUCGCGCGACUGAGAGUGCACGCGCGAAUGAUGGACUGAAAAGGAGCACAAGCAACCCCAAACAGCGCGCAGUGUCCGACAAUUCUGCAAGAGCGACGACUUCAGCGAAUGAGCCAGUCCAGGAACGUAAAGCUUCGAGAGGAAGAUUCAGUGCACCCCAUGUAUCCACCCGCGCGAACGUCAUCCCAAUUCGCUACAGUCAUCCCGUCGGCCUUGAAUUUAACAAUGGAACGGCCACCGGGAAUUUGACGACGCAGACGACCCAGACCGUGACAUACACCAACAACCAGUCAUUCGCCCUACCGAAUGUACCGAACAUCGCCGAGCUCAUCUCGGGCGUGAGGACAGAUGCUACCCCCGUCAAGCGUCCUUCACGAUCUCGCUUCGCUUCGGCAUCUUUCAAGCCUCAGCCAAGAGAGCAUCUGCCAGUUCAAGGAAUCGCGGUCCCCGAAGACGAGCGAGCGAUCUAUGCGUCUUUGCAAACGCUGAAGGAUAGAAUUAAUCAGCUGGAAGCGGAGAGAAGCGAUACGCGGAAACGUGAGGAGGAUUAUGAGAAUGAGCUGAUGGACUUGAGGAGCCGUGUGGACAUGCAGGGGAAACGUCCGGACAGUGGCGUUGGCAUGGAGAAUGAGAUCAAUGCAGAACAACACUCGAAACUUCAGGCUGAAGUGAAGGCUCUACAGGAACGUCUGAACCGUUCUGAGCGCAAGACGAAUGUGUCCGAUACUGCUAUGAGCCGCAUCACAAAGGAACGUGAUGCUCUGGUCGUCCACAUUGGUUCAGCAUACGCUAGGAACGAGCAGCUCGUUGAAGAGAAUGAGGCGCUCAAAGCAAGCGAAGCUCAAUUGGAGGCCGAGAAUGAGCAAUUGCGUGAGGAAGUCCAUGCUCUCAGGGAAACGAAUAAUGACUACUCUGAGCGACUCGACCGCGUGGAGAAGAGAACCACCAUUCGACGUAAGGAUUCGGCGUCGAAAGGUGAAGGAGCGGGAGAGGCGGGGAAUGGCCCGUGGAACAUCAUCUCCAACGAAAGGAUGGCAGAGAACAGCAUUCGCAGCCGGAAAGAAGGCAGAGCCACUUCAGGAGCGUCAGAGCAGACCCACCGCCGCAAGCAAAGCGAGCAUACCGACGAUGCAUUGAUUCGUGAGAUCACAAGCCGAAUUGAGCGCGAGAUGCAGAACAUAAAAGAGAACACGCUGGCUGAGAUUCGAGAGGCACGUCGUGCGCAGGCGCAACCACGACGUUCGAGCAACGCUCGUUCUCGGUCGAGGUCUCAGCGUCGUGGAGCUUCGAUGGAGGAGGAGCGUAGCACCACCACAACUUCGAAGCGACACGUCUCUGCUCCAGCGGAGAUGGAAGUCAGCGGAGGAGACUCCACGACCGACAUUGACGUGUAUCGAAAGGCACGCCCGGCCAAGACUGUCGUUCAAACAGCAGUCGAGGCUGUAGAGGAGGACCUCACUGUGCUGAGUGAACUCGACUUCGAUGCCUACGUGGAUCUGCGCAAGAAGCUCGAGCAGGAACUCCGUGACGGGAAGUUGUCAUCACGCCGCAAGACGUCGACGCACAAGGAAGAUACCACAAAGAUGUCCACCGGUCGUCUCUCGAUCCCGCGAAAGUCCUCCAUGAAGGACAUGCCGAACAUCGAAUCCACCAACAAUACCGCGACCGCUCGCACGCUCGAAGACAUUCUCAAGAUCUCGAAGACCGUACGUGUGCAGUCUCCUCAUUCCUCCGACUUCCAAAGCCAUACGGAUCAACAGCAGCAGUCCGAAGACGUCGAUGAAGUAGGCGACACUUCCACGCUCAGUAACACCUCUCGUCGCCGUCGCCGAAGCGGUCCUUCCAACAACUUGACCUCGGCCUUCAUCGUCCCGGAUAUCACCUUUCACCAGAACCUCACCGAAACCACCAUCACCUCGAAGAAUAUUCCACACGAGCCGGCCACCUGCACCGGCUGCACCGUCCACCCUGCCAUCCCAACUCCCAAGCCAGUCUCAACCCGCGAAGAAUUGGCAGAUCUCACCACAGCGACUAUCCGCCCAUCUCAAGACCCCGACCUCGCCCUCGCAGAGGUCAUCAAGAAACUCUCAGACGAAGUCACCCACCUCAAACUCUCGCGCGAGAAGGUGAAUCGAAAGUACAACGCCCACGACCCCGCUGUGGGUAGGCGCCGUCGCGCAGAGUUGAAGGCUGAAUUGGAGAGACUGACGGAUUUAUUGGAGAAGCGGUGUGAUCUGGUGUAUGGACUGUACGACGUGCUGGAAGGACGCAAGCCGCAGACCAUGAAUGCGGUUGACGCUGAGGAGAGCAGUGUGGUAGGAGGCGAGGAAUGGGGCCCCGCUCUGUCCGGACGCAAGAGCCGCAGCAAGGUCGAGGGACUGCCAGAUUUGGAGAGCGUGGAUGACGAGGGAAGUGAGAGUGAGGAGUUGCCUUGGGAGGGCAUCAGCGAGAGUGGAGAUGACGAGAGCUUGAUGGGCAGUGAAGUUGGGCAGAGGACAAGGAGGAGCAGUGGUGGAUUUUGA